This is a messenger RNA of Chrysemys picta bellii (western painted turtle), 932 nucleotides long. RefSeq names its product general transcription factor IIA subunit 2 (gene GTF2A2). Gene Ontology annotation, molecular function: RNA polymerase II general transcription initiation factor activity; TBP-class protein binding. The record is from RefSeq and is a predicted model, not a curated record. Lineage: Eukaryota; Metazoa; Chordata; Testudines; Emydidae. Gene Ontology annotation, cellular component: transcription factor TFIIA complex. Gene Ontology annotation, biological process: transcription initiation at RNA polymerase II promoter; RNA polymerase II preinitiation complex assembly.
CCCCGCCGCCAGCUGCUGAGUCCUCCGCGGGCGGUGGGGGCCUGCGGUGCCGAGUCUCGUCCCCUGGGCGCGAGCAGCCCUGUCCCGGGUCCGGGCGGGGCCCUGGGCUUGUGGCCAAGCCGGAGUCCAGGGGAGAGCAAGGGGAAUGAGAAGAGCUUUACAGAUGUGGUCUCGGGACAGGUUGCCCAGGCUUGGGAAGAGACGUCUCAGUGGGAGGCGAGGGGGCCCAUAGUCUUCAGGCCUUCAAUGAAAGUGUGAGUCGUAUUGGCUGUUUCAUAGCUGUGGAUGAUCAGUAACACUUCUCUGGUCUUUAUAAACCAUGGCGUAUCAACUGUAUAGAAACACCACAUUGGGCAACAGCCUUCAGGAGAGCUUGGAUGAGCUCAUACAGUCUCAGCAGAUCACCCCUCAACUUGCCCUUCAAGUACUACUUCAGUUUGACAAGGCUAUAAAUUCAGCAUUGGCACAACGGGUCAGGAACAGAGUCAAUUUCAGGGGCUCUCUGAAUACAUACAGAUUCUGUGAUAAUGUGUGGACUUUUGUACUGAAUGAUGUUGAAUUUCGAGAGGUAACGGAACUCGUGAAAGUGGAUAAAGUGAAAAUUGUUGCAUGUGACGGAAAAAAUACUGGUUCCAAUACUGCAGAAUGAAUAGAAAUGUUUUUUGUGCAACAUUUUCUGUUAAUAUGCAGCACUUUCUGGAGAGGAGCAUGGAAAAGGACUGUUCAUAAUUUAUUCUAGUGAUGCAGACAUGAGUUAAUCCAUGCUAGAAUGCAUCGCAGAAAGGCAGUGAAAAGAAAUAUCUUUCUGUAGCAUUACUUCAGUUCACCUAAAAGGGCAUGAAGAAAACAAUGUUACUUUUUUAAAUGACAAAACAAAUAUUGUUGCCUUUUUUUUGUUCAAAGUAAUUUCUCUAAUAAACUUUUAUUUAAAA